Molecule: messenger RNA, 996 nt
Organism: Acaulospora morrowiae
Lineage: Eukaryota; Fungi; Glomeromycota; Glomeromycetes; Diversisporales; Acaulosporaceae
Source: the annotation of a GenBank genome assembly
AUGAAGGUUCUUAUUUGUGGUGGUGCUGGCUAUAUUGGCUCUCACCUUGUCCGUGAACUGUUAACUCAACCUGGUUACGAGAUUAUCGUUCUAGAUAACCUUUCCAAGGGUCAUGUAGAGUCCAUCCCUACUGGUGUUGAGUUUGAGAACGCAAAUAUUUGCGACAAAGAAAGUCUCGAACGUGUUUUCUCGAAACACAAGCCAGAUGCGGUGAUGCACUUUUGUGCCUCCAUCGCUGUUGGAGAGAGUGUUACUGAUCCCUUGGGUUACUACGAGAACAACGUAGUCGGCACCAUUUAUUUAUUACAAACCAUGAUAAAACAUAAUGUCAAAUAUUUCAUUUUUUCCUCCACUGCCGCCAUCUUUGGAAACCCCGAGGAGACUCCCAUUGCCGAUAAUGCCCCCACAAAACCCAUUAAUCCCUACGGUGAUACUAAACUCACCGUCGAAAAGAUUCUCGCUUGGACUGAAGAUGCUCAUGGAUUGAAAUACGUUUGUCUCAGGUACUUUAAUGCUUGCGGUGCUCAUGAGAGCGGGGAAAUCGGUGAGGACCAUGAUCCCGAGACUCAUUUGAUACCCGUCGUUCUUCAAGUACCUCUUGGUCAGAGAGAGUUCAUCAAAAUCUAUGGUGACGACUACGAUACAAAAGACGGAACCUGUGUGCGAGAUUACAUACACGUGACCGAUCUGGCAACCGCCCACAUUAAAGCGCUUGAAUAUCUCGUGAGAGUGAAUAAAUCCGAUAGAUUCAACUUAGGUUCGGGUGAGGGGUAUACUGUCAAAGAGGUAAUUGAAGCGGUUAGGAAAGUCACCGGGCACCCGAUUCCCGAAGUAAUAGAAGCUCGCAGGGCUGGCGAUCCCGCGGUGUUAAUUGCUGGAUCCGAGCGUGCUGAAAAAAUUCUUGGAUGGAGGAGGAAGUAUAAUAAGGUCGAAGAUAUCGUCGCCACAGCUUGGAAAUAUCAUCAAGCUAAUCCGAACGGAUAUAACAAUAAAUGA